GCGGAAGACGGCGGCGAGGAUCCAGAGGGUUCGUUUGUCCAGCGUCUCGAGAAGCGUCAACGGCUCGAGGCUCGAAAGCUCCGCUACGACCUCAUCUCCAGCAUCCCGCCGACCUCGAACAAGGUCGAGCGGUUUUUCAGCGUGGCGCGUACCAGGUUUGCUCAAGAACGCAACAGUCUCCAGCCCGCUACGCUGGAAACAACUUUGUUUCUGCGCAAGAAUGCUGACUUCUGGGACGUUUCGAGAGUCGAUCGCGUCAAUUAG
Messenger RNA from Phytophthora sojae, 264 nucleotides. RefSeq lists its product as hypothetical. The annotation marks the transcript as partial. NCBI's taxonomy places the organism in Eukaryota, Oomycota, Peronosporomycetes, Peronosporales, Peronosporaceae. The record is from RefSeq and is a predicted model, not a curated record. The transcript has a single exon.